GCAUGUACACUAGAAUGUGAAGGAAAACUACCUUCAGCCAAAGCCUGGGAGACCUGCAAGGAGCUCUUGCAACUGACAAAGCUGGAUCUUUCUGAGGAUGGCAACAUUGCUCCAGGAGACAAGAAAGAGCUGGAUGAGAACCAUUUGCUUGCGAAGAAGUAUGGAGGCUUCAUGAAAAGAUAUGGGGGAUUCAUGAAGAAAAUGGAUGAGCUUUAUCGGGCAGAACCAGAGGAUGAAGCUAACGGAGGAGAAAUCAUGGCUAAGAGGUACGGAGGGUUUAUGAAGAAAGACUCGGAUGACGAUGCCCUUGCCAACUCCUCUGAUCUGCUGAAGGAGCUUCUAGGAACAGGGGAUAACCCUGACGCAGCACAUUAUCGAGAGAUAAAUGAGAACGACGGGGAUGUCAGCAAAAGAUAUGGAGGCUUCAUGAGAAGCGUAAAGCGCAGUCCUGAAUUGGAAGAUGAAGCCAAAGAGCUGCAAAAGAGAUAUGGUGGUUUCAUGAGAAGAGUGGGCAGGCCAGAGUGGUGGCUGGAUUACCAGAAACGAUAUGGAGGGUUUCUUAAGCGCUUCGCCGACUCCAUUCUCCCUUCAGAAGAAGAUGGGGAAACUUAUUCCAAAGAAGUCCCAGAAAUGGAAAAGAGAUAUGGUGGAUUUAUGAGAUUUUAAUACCUUUCCCUUUAUCCCUUUUGUCCUAAAUGAGAAAGACUGCCUUAUUGGUCAUAACUUAUUGUAACGUGUUGCUUGUAAUGUACAGUUUUUUACUGUCCUUGGUUAAUGAUGCAACCUGCGAUUUGUUGUUCCAGGUUCUGUGUUCUUUCAAGUCAAAUAACGAAUUUCUGGUUUAGUCAAGUUUCAGUCUGUAUUGUAGUUUCCAUGCUAGAACUAUUUUGACUACUGUAUUCAUUUUCUUUAAAGAGGAAGUACAUCCACAGUAGAGUUGCUUACCUGUAUAUACAAUAAAUUCUUCAUCCUAACUGCAAAAA
This is a messenger RNA of Acanthisitta chloris (rifleman), 983 nucleotides long. RefSeq names its product proenkephalin (gene PENK). NCBI's taxonomy places the organism in Eukaryota, Metazoa, Chordata, Aves, Passeriformes, Acanthisittidae. Gene Ontology annotation, cellular component: plasma membrane; axon terminus; dendrite. Gene Ontology annotation, molecular function: opioid receptor binding. The record is from RefSeq and is a predicted model, not a curated record. The annotation marks the transcript as partial. Gene Ontology annotation, biological process: chemical synaptic transmission; sensory perception; neuropeptide signaling pathway. The transcript has a single exon.